UCACACAUAUAUGAUUCAAUUCCGAUAAAGAGAUCAAAAAGAAAAGAAAAGAAAAGGGACUUCAAAGUAUGAAAGGGGAAUGAAUCCUCCAGGGAGCCCUAACUAAACACCUUGAGAAGAAGCCCUGUUUUUCUGCUGCAAUCACCAGUCAAUCAUGCAACAGGGCGGGGGAUCGGAGACGGAGGUCACUUGGGACGAUCAGCAGAACAUCAACAGGUUCUCCAAGCUCAACAACCGGUUCCACGAGCUGGAGGACGAGAUCAGAAUCGCCAAGGAAACAAACGACAAUCUUGAGGAUGCGAGCAAUGAGUUAAUUCUUACUGAUGAGGAGGUAGUGCGCUUCCAGAUAGGGGAGGUUUUCGCUCACGUGCCAAAGGAUGAAGUGGAGAGCCGAAUCGAAGAGAUGAAAGAAGUAACUACGAAAAACUUGGGGAAACUGGAAGAGGAGAAAGAUUCUGUGCUUGCGCAGAUGGCCGAGUUGAAGAAAAUUUUGUAUGGGAAGUUCGGGGACUCCAUCAAUUUGGAAGAGGAUUAACAUAGCUGUCCCUGUUGGUUUUCCUUUGGUUUCUGUUGAUUGAAUCAUUUCUCAUUUGCUUGCCGGCUUCAGGAAAUUUAGAAUGCUUGCUGUAAGAUCAAUGCAAUAGCCUGGUUUGUGAUCUGCCAACUGCCAUUAUGAGUAACUUAUCGUGUUCUUAAAUUCUUACUUUGUUGCCAUGA
This is a messenger RNA of Syzygium oleosum, 717 nucleotides long. Its product is annotated as probable prefoldin subunit 4. Gene Ontology annotation, biological process: protein folding. The coding region runs from base 155 to 535 and encodes 126 amino acids. The transcript is spliced from 3 exons. The record is from RefSeq and is a predicted model, not a curated record. Gene Ontology annotation, cellular component: prefoldin complex; cytoplasm. NCBI's taxonomy places the organism in Eukaryota, Viridiplantae, Streptophyta, Magnoliopsida, Myrtales, Myrtaceae.